UGUGGAAACUAUCGACUAGGCGACAUUAAAAUUGUCACAUAAUACAUUAUCAAAUUAUGAAUAAUUUUAUUGGAAUCAAGGAAAACAAUCGUUUGUAAUUUACUUUUAUCAAAGUUUACAUAUACAUAUGCAGGAAUGGCUUUCAGUUUAAAUGUAUCACGAUUUACAAAUGUGUUACGCAGCAGAUUGGCACUGAUGACAGAAAUAACUGAUGUGUACCGACCUCACAUAACGAUCGAUAAAGAGAAAUUAAUUGGCUUAAUUAAGGAAAAGGCCGAGGCAGCUGCUAAGUCGGAAUUGGCGAAGAAGAUGAAGGUUCUUAAAGGGUUUUAUGUUGCGGAGUUUAAACCGCCACUGUCGCUUCCGCCACGCCCGGCAGAAUUGAAUAAAUUAUUGGCAGACUUGAAGUUAACACAAGAGUUUUUCAAAAACAAAUGCUACUUGUACAUAACAGUUCGCCAGGCCUGGCUACUUUUCUUGGUCUGCUUCGAAGUAUGGAUGUGGUUCUUCAUUGGAGAAACUAUUGGAAAACGACAUCUCGUCGGUUACAAAGUUUAGCUACUACCUGUUACUAAAUGUUUAUUAUUUUUAAAUAGGUAUCACAUAUCAACUUACUUGCUUACUUCUUAUAUUUAAAUUCUUGUAAGGCUGCUAACUACAUACAUCAUGUUCGUAAAUAAAAAGACUGUUAUAUGUCACCAAUAUAA
Spodoptera frugiperda (fall armyworm) is the source of this 707-nucleotide messenger RNA. Its product is annotated as ATP synthase subunit g, mitochondrial. Gene Ontology annotation, molecular function: proton transmembrane transporter activity. The transcript has 4 exons. The coding region runs from base 136 to 558 and encodes 140 amino acids. Lineage: Eukaryota; Metazoa; Arthropoda; Insecta; Lepidoptera; Noctuidae. Gene Ontology annotation, biological process: proton motive force-driven ATP synthesis. The record is from RefSeq and is a predicted model, not a curated record.